Messenger RNA from Echinops telfairi (small Madagascar hedgehog), 1858 nucleotides. It is a transcript of the gene ARL6IP6, whose product is annotated as ADP ribosylation factor like GTPase 6 interacting protein 6. Lineage: Eukaryota; Metazoa; Chordata; Mammalia; Afrosoricida; Tenrecidae. Bases 1 to 681 code for a protein of 226 amino acids. The transcript has 4 exons. The record is from RefSeq and is a predicted model, not a curated record.
AUGUCGUUUGUGGCGAGCGGGGACCGCUCGGCCGUGCUGCGCCGUCGUCUCGGGACGCCGGCCCUACUCACUCGACCCAUGUAUUCCGCCCUUUCUCAGGGAGACAGUUGGGGUGAAGGCGAGGUCGAUGAGGAAGAGGGAUGCGACCAGGUGGCCCGCGACCUACGGGCUGAGUUUUCGGCUGGGGCGUUGUCGGAGCCCCGAAAGGGUUCUCGGCUCCCGCCGGACGGCGAUGGGUCGCCGGUCCUGCCCGACAAGCGCAAUGGCAUCUUCCCGGCGACUGUGGGCGGCCGAGCCACUGCUCGGCGGUGGCCGGUCCAGGUCCUCACUGUGCUCUGUUCGCUGCUGUUCGCGGCCCUUCUCGCCUUCCUCCUCGCCAUCGCCUACCUGAUUGUAAAAGAGUUGCAUGCUGAGAAUCAGAAGAAUGAAGAUGGUGUAGACACUGGCCUGUUAGGAUUCUGGACUCUGCUUAUAAUAUCCCUAACUGCUGGAUUCUCCUGUUGCAGCUUUUCUUGGACAGUGACUUAUUUUGAUUCUUUUGAACCAGGAAUGUUUCCUCCCACUCCUCUUUCACCAGCCAGGUUCAAGAGGCUGACUGGUCAUUCCUUCCACAUGGGCUACAGCAUGGCAAUUUUGAAUGGCCUUGUAGCUGCUGUUACUGUAGCUUGGUGUCUCAUGUAAACUCACACUAGAGCAAUAUUGUCGCCAAAAUUAGUCAUGAUUGUUUUGUAAUAACAGAGAAGAUCAUCAUUACCUACUGAGAGGACUGAUACAUCUGUGUUCUUUAUAUGAUCUAGAUACCUGUGUGGGCGGCCUUUUUAAGAAUGGUUCUAGAACCUAGGCAUUGGAAAUAUCUGUGUAUGAGGUUUCAAGUACUCUCUUAAAGAUAUAAGAUGUUUACUUCAUCUUUUUACUUUUGUAUGCAUAGUUAUUAUAAAUUACAGAAAAAUUUAAAUGAAAACUAAACUUGAAUACAGGACAUUGCCUACCUUUCCAUGUAUAUAAUCCAUUUUUGUGAAGAAAGACUAGUCUUGUUAACUGAGAUAGAAAUAUUUAUAUAUUGAGGAAGCAAAACAAUACAAUUGGACAUUUCAUAGUAGCUGUUUUUAAAUCAGAAAUUUUGGUGUUUGCUAUUCAUAUAUUCACUAGAAGGUGCAUUUAUAUUUCUAUGGGAUGUACUUAAUGUUUUGGGGAUGUUUUUGUUUACAUACUUGGCUACCACAAACAAAUUUGUAUGUUUUAAUAACUGUUGAUAAUUGUAAAUGUUAUUUUUUAGCUAGUGUAAACUUAAUACCUACUUUUUUACAAUUAUUUUGUGUUUAAAAUGCAAAAACACUUGAUCUGAGUUUAAAAUUAAGUAAAUUUGUUUCUCAGAAGAAAAGACUGAAAGGGGCGAAUAUUUAAGCCAUUAAGUUACUGAGAAAAUAGAAGCUGUUUAAUAUUUCCGUUUCUACAAUUUCAGAUAUUUAUCAUGGUGUAUAUAUGGUUACUUCAACAGAACUUAUCUUGUUUUUAAUAAAUAUAAACAUAAAAGAUUUUUAUGUAGAAAAACUUGAAAAUGUUUUUGUGUUUACUUCUUAAGCAGAAAACGUAUUUUGGUAGGCAUGGCAAAUCAAAAAAUAUUGCUAAUAGAGUUCAGCUCACACACACACAGGUUUAUUACAGACAACACAUUUCGAUCAGUAGAUGACUGCAGAUAUUUUUUUCCUCAGGAAUACACUUGUCUUAGUCUUCUUGGGUAGCUUCAAAAACAACCUCUAAUCAAAACUGGUUUCCAAGGAAGUCUGCUCAAAGCUCACAGCCAUCCAUCUGGUCAGUGCUGGCUCAUUGCAGCUCUUUAUCCCAGGGUAGAACUGCC